Messenger RNA from Rhagoletis pomonella (apple maggot), 488 nucleotides. RefSeq lists its product as uncharacterized. The record is from RefSeq and is a predicted model, not a curated record. NCBI's taxonomy places the organism in Eukaryota, Metazoa, Arthropoda, Insecta, Diptera, Tephritidae.
CGUACAAGUACCCAUUCUGACGGGGUUAUUACUUCUACAUCAUGUUUACAAUUGAUCGUAAGUUAAAUAUUCACUGGAAUUUGUGGACUUCAUCAAUCAUCGUUUUGUCAGUUUUACGGGUGGCUAAUGCACACAUCAUACAUGUCGAUCAUAAUGCUUUUCGCCACAACAAUUUUCAUCAACCGCUACCACUGCCCCCAGCAGAGCAACUACCAAGCCAUCUGGACUCCGUAAAUCUGUCACCAGCGAAUCUUAUGGCUGAUCUUAGCAACGCUUUGGCCUAUCGCAUCCUUCAUUAUCAUUCGAUACUCAACAGGAAUAAUUUUGCAUUUUCUCCCACGGCACUGAUGAGUGUGCUUAUAGCAUUGUACGAGGGUUCAGCAGGACGAAGUGGUUUGGAAAUGCGUAACGUACUGUUACUUCCAAAUAGUCGUGACGUCAUACGCAUAGGCUAUCGCGAUAUACAUCGCAAAUUGCGGCUGCUUUAG